Molecule: messenger RNA, 718 nt
Organism: Cinara cedri
Lineage: Eukaryota; Metazoa; Arthropoda; Insecta; Hemiptera; Aphididae
Source: the annotation of a GenBank genome assembly
AUGAUGGAGUUUCGAUUUGCGAAGACGCACCGAAAUCUAAACGCGAUUAUAGCGAAUAUAUGUGAAAACCGUCUGAAACGGAACCCCGAGGGACCGAAGAAAAUGUCCGUCCUUUGUCGCGGGGUUUCCGGUUUAAAUAAACGUGACGAUUUUCGGACGUUUGAAUAUCCGUACCGUCAAAGACAUGCAAAUUUUGAUAUUUUAUCGUUUGGAUUUGAUGUGAGUAUGUUGCGAGAACAGCGAAUUAUAUAUUAUAAUGUCGUUGCGCUCCGCGUCCGAUGUAUGUGCGAAUAAUACCAUUGGUUAAACAACGGAAACGUAAUUAAAAAUCGCCAAUACUGUACAGACGCGUGUAUUAUAUUAUGUAGGUACUGUUUUUUUUUUUCGGAUCGACAAUCCGUUUUACCCCUCGUUUAUGCCUAUCGUUUAAACGAUUGUAAUGAUAACAGUGUAUAAUAUUAUAGCUCUCUCCCGGACAUUAGCGUACUCAUUAAUUAUUGUUAUUGGUAUAGGCGCGUCGACAAGACGGACGGUCAACGCCACAGACAAAACAACAACAACAAAAAAAAAAAGAAUUAAACGAAUAAUUUUGAAAAAGAACGAAAUUACUCACUUUUCGAAUACAGCAGCCGAGUCGACGAGAAAGUCCAAGCGCGGUGGUCGGCAGCCGUGCAAUGACAAGAACGCGUCGGACGGCGGCGGACAUGGCCGUUCAUGA